AUAUUAAUACCAUGUUACCUAGUUGCAUGUGAUUAUUCCCUUAGUGUGGCCAUAACAACAACCACCUAAAGCCAUGUGGCAUAAAUCAUGUGGAUAUCUAUAUGCUCCCCAAGAAAGAUUCAAUCUUAUAUUUUAGUUGUGUUUUUAAGACUAUUUAGAGUAUAAAUUCUACCUUGUUAUAUCAGACCUCUAUUUUUCAUUUUCAUUAUCUUUUUUUGUCUUCUCAAAUUUCUCAAGAUUAUCAAGAUCAUGGAAGUAUCAUCACAUAUGAUGGGAAUGUAUCAUACAAAUGAAGCAAAUCAUCAUCAUCAUCAUAACAUGCUAAAUAUGAUGGGAGGAGAUCAUCAUGAUCAUGAUGAUUAUGAAGACAAUAUUAGUGAAUCAAGUUUAUCAUCCUCCUCAUCCUUUGAAGACUCGAGCAAUUCUAAAGAAUCAGCAUCAUCAUCAUCAGAUUUGCUUGAUGAUGCAUCAUCACCAUCAUCAUCAUCAUCAUCACCACGAGCAUCAAAUGGACCCUUGUAUGAAUUAUCUGAGCUUAUGAAUCAACUUCCUAUUAAGAGAGGAUUAUCAAAGUAUUACCAAGGAAAAUCACAAUCAUUCACAUCAUUUGCAAAGGUGGGAAGUUUAGAAGAUCUAGCAAAGAAAGAAAGUCCAUAUCAAAGAAGAUUAAAAGCUUGUAGGAGUUAUGGAGGUGGUUUAAAUAAUUUUAAAUCAUGUACUUCACCAAAAGCUGGAAUAUCAAAGAGGCUUACAAAGGGUUCUUUAUCAAAUUUAUCUUGUUUAAGUAGGAAACCAAGUUUUAUCGGUAGUUGUAGACCUCCUUUAAGUCCUGUAUUAUAAAGUAGCUUGCUUUAUAUUUGGAAGCUUUUUUCUUUCUUUUAUUGGACUAAAUUAUAGGAGUACAUGGAAAUCAUAAGAGUGUUAAUUAACAAUACUUUGUGCAACUAGCUUCUAUCAAAAUUCUUUUUUUUCAUGA
This is a messenger RNA of Amaranthus tricolor (Joseph's coat), 976 nucleotides long. Its product is annotated as protein OXIDATIVE STRESS 3-like. The record is from RefSeq and is a predicted model, not a curated record. Lineage: Eukaryota; Viridiplantae; Streptophyta; Magnoliopsida; Caryophyllales; Amaranthaceae. The coding region runs from base 250 to 840 and encodes 196 amino acids. The transcript is spliced from 2 exons.